UCUGGUCUCCCAGGCAGGCAGCACAGGCAGCUCAGCUUCACUGGGAGCCUCAGCAGAAAGGCACAGCCAAAGCAGGAUGAAGCUUUCUACAGGCAUCAUUUUCUGCUUCCUGAUCCUGGGCGUCAGCAGCCAGGGAUGGGGAACAUUCCUCAGGGAAGCUGGUCAAGGGGCUAAAGACAUGUGGAGAGCCUACUCUGACAUGAGAGAAGCCAACUACAAAAAUUCAGACAAGUAUUUCCAUGCCCGGGGCAACUAUGACGCUGCCCGAAGGGGCCCUGGGGGCGCCUGGGCUGCUAAAGUGAUCAGCGAUGCCAGAGAGAAUGUUCAGAGAGUCACAGACUUGUUCAAGCCUGGAAGCAGUGGCCACGGACGGGAGGACUCGAGGGCCGACCAGGCUGCCAAUGAAUGGGGCCGGAGCGGCAAGGACCCCAAUCACUUCAGACCCGCCGGCCUGCCCAGCAAGUACUGAGCUGCCUCUCACUCUGCUCAGCAGACAGGGCUGUGAGCCUCAAGUGAGCAGAGACAGUGCCGAGCUAGGUUACUGUAUUCUGUAUCUGUAGUUCUUGAUAGCUGAUAAACAUAAACAUAAAAAUCUUUAAUAAAUGCUUGUGAAAUCCAAUUUGUCCUUGGCAUUUGGAAAAAGCAUAUGACAAUCUUCUUGGGAAGAUGAGCCUAUUUAAUACCAUGGGGAUGAUCAAUAAACAUUAUUGUUUUUAAAAAGGAGACAAUGCACUAAUAUACAAUAGUAAUAACUUGGGGUAAAUCUACAGAGUCAUCCAUUGGUAUCUGCUGGGGAUUGCUUUCUGGACCACUGCAGAUACCAAAAUCCGCAAAUGCUAAGUGCCUCAUAUAAAAUAGCAUAGUAUAGUCGGCCCUCCACAUCUGCUGAGUGGAACCCACCCAUGUGAAGGGUGGGCCAGCCGUAUAUCCAGAACAUGGACCAUGCUAUAUAAACCAUAUAAGGAGCAUUAUAUGGACCAAUUAUCAGUCCCUAACUCCCUGUUUCAAAUUGUGGAAAAGAUAAUAAGAAUACCAUGAAUAACUUCGGUAAUAAAGCUUAGACACCCCCCCCCCCCAAGAAAAGGCUUAGAACUUGACAAAAAUCAACAAAUUCUUAGAAAAAUACAACUUACAAAAACUGACUCAAAAAGAAAUGAAAACUUGGAUUAUUCUGUAAUUAUUGUAAAAGAUCAAAUCUCCCUCCCAGAGAAAACAAAAGUCCCAGAUGGUUCUAUAGACAAAUUUAACCCUUCAGAAAAGCAAAUGAUUGCUUUUUUGUACAAACACCUCUGCAGAGUAGAAAAUACUCCUCCAUCCUCUCCACGAGGGUAGGAAAAUUUGACACCAUGAAAA
Messenger RNA from Hippopotamus amphibius kiboko, 1353 nucleotides. Its product is annotated as serum amyloid A protein-like. NCBI's taxonomy places the organism in Eukaryota, Metazoa, Chordata, Mammalia, Artiodactyla, Hippopotamidae. The record is from RefSeq and is a predicted model, not a curated record. The coding region runs from base 77 to 469 and encodes 130 amino acids. The transcript is spliced from 4 exons. Gene Ontology annotation, cellular component: extracellular region.